UAUCGCUUCAUUUCAUCGUGAGCUAUCGAGCCUUGCAGUCAUCUCAGUUCCUCGAGUAUAUACUUCAUGAUGAGUGGCAAGUUUCUAGUAGUCCUCGUCGUCACAGCUUUCAUCAUCGGAGGUAAAUCCAUGCCGGCAGAACUUGUGGCGCUAAUGUUGGAAUACCAGGAGCAAUGCAUAGCCGUGACCGGAUCGGAGGAAGGAUUUCAGCAAAUGUUGGGUACGUUUCAAAUGGCAAGGACCUGCUUACUAAGUCAUCUGGAUGAGCAGCAGUUGCAGAUAGAUGCCAUGCAACUUACCUACGAAUCAAGAAAGCCUUUUUUCGAUAAAUAUUGUCCUAAGUUUAACGAACAGAUCAGCUGUUUUGAUGAUACGUUAGAAGGAAUUGCCAAAUGCAUUACUGAUGAUGUCGAUAAGUUUAAGGCAAUAAUAAAAAGCAUAGCUUAUGAUUUGUUGGAUCUAGCGUGUCAGAACGAUGGACAAUUAUUUUUUGACGCUCGAAAACCUGGAUUUAAAGAUUGUAUGAUCCAGCUUAAAGAGCACGGUGCUCAAGAAUGUAAGCUUUCGAAUUCAACAACGGAGACGCUUAUUUCGAGAUAUGAUGAACAACAAUGUCGAGAAUUAUAUGACGCCAAAGAAUGUCUCAAAAGAAAGAUAGACGAAUGCGAUGCUCCAAAGGUCUUUGAUAUUAUUCAAGUCGUCUUUAAUGCGAUAUCUAAGGCGAACGAUUGCAAGCAGCACACUACUUUUCGUGAAAUCCUCAGCAAUAAUAUUGAUGGAACCGUGUCUGAAAACUAACCUGUAUUUGUUUUGGAGUAAUCUUUCCCGUUUUUGGCAACACAACCUCAUCAGUUAUUUUUUCUCCAAUUUUGUAUCAAUCAACUCUCCAUAUCUUUAUAUCGAAGGGACCAUGGAGACGUGGAGAGAUCGAGGUAUAGAACAAAAAAAGCCUACGAUACCAUUUGAAGGGACCGUGAUAACCAUCGACAUUAAGGAAAAAGUGGUCACAUAUCGAGAUAUAGAACAUUGAGAUGAGGAGAGUUGACUGUAAUUCUUUCUGGAUACAUUUUAAUACAAUACCAGCCUUCUCUGAUCCCAAAAGAACUCAAAUAGUAAUGUCAUAAAUUGAAAUUAGUUUUCGAUGAGAAAAUGUAGUAACCAAAAAACAUGUGUUGUCAAGAAAUAGAAGGCGCUGUAUAAGUUACAUCCAUCAAUGAUAAUCUCAACAAACUAAAUACAUAACAAUGACAGAUAAUGGUCAUGUGCAUGAUCAUGU
Molecule: messenger RNA, 1276 nt
Organism: Ochlerotatus camptorhynchus
Lineage: Eukaryota; Metazoa; Arthropoda; Insecta; Diptera; Culicidae
Product: 27 kDa glycoprotein-like
Exons: 6
Coding region: 67-798 (243 amino acids)
Source: RefSeq, a predicted model, not a curated record